Messenger RNA from Phaeodactylum tricornutum CCAP 1055/1, 1381 nucleotides. RefSeq lists its product with no specific name. The transcript has a single exon. Lineage: Eukaryota; Bacillariophyta; Bacillariophyceae; Surirellales; Neidiaceae. The coding region runs from base 107 to 1381 and encodes 424 amino acids. The record is from RefSeq and is a predicted model, not a curated record.
CAAGAAUGGAACAUCAUGCGAUAUCCUUCUCCUGAAUUUUUGGUUUUUAGUAGUCGGUUGAUGGUUAGUUCCUGUAGCCAUCGUAUUGACAUCGCCAUUUGCAGCGAUGACAUUCACCUGCAGGAUGGAUCCGAAGUCGGUGAGGCGAUACGUUCCAGAGCAAGUUUCCCUAUCGGAUGACGCCCCAGGAUGGCUUGGAGAUGAUACACAUUGUGUUAAGGGCCCUAUUUGCUGGAAAUGCAAGGGACAGAAGCUUCUGAGGUCUCACGAAAUCUGUACAGUGUGUCAAGGACAAGGUCGCGUCUCACCCAAGAGAGCGGAUGUUGAAGGUGCACGACUAGACGGAAAGAUUACCCGCGGACGGAAAUCUUCCACCUCUUGGGAACCUAUUGGACCCACACCGUAUGCCUUGACGGCUGAACUGCAAAAUGAAUGGACACAGAUGAUAAGAACGGUUUCGCGGGUGAAAAUCGAUGUCAGCAUAGAUAUGACGGAGCAGGCAGAAGCGGGCGAGAAUCUACCAUUGUGGAUUCCGAAGCCUGGAGAAGAGCUUUGUAAUUUGGUUGGAUCUUGGCGAAUUUUGCAGCGAGUAGGCUCGCACCGAUGGACCACCGAUGAUCUCUGUACGGCCUACUACGCUCUUCAAACCGCUAUAGAUUCCGGUCUCAACAGGAAACAAGAAGCACUUCGGUAUCUCGAUUUAGGCACAGGUAAUGGAAGUGUUCUACAAAUGACGUACUGGGCUCUGUGUACCAAUAGCAUUCAAAUAUCGGAAGCAGUAGGGGUUGAAGCGCGAUCCGAAGCUGUUGCCCUGGGACGACGGAGUCUUUCGUUCAACAUCGACUCUCGCACUCAAAACGUACGCAUUCAUCAUGGCGACUUUCGCUCAGUGGAACUUGGGCAAUUGCCCUUUGACCUCAUUACAGGCACGCCGCCCUAUUUUCGAGUUGAUUUUGAAAUCGCAAGCCACGAGAAUUCCGAAGAGGUAUCAGCUAUCAUAAACCAAGGGGGGAUGCCAACGUCGAAACAGUCAGCCCCUGCACGGUGUGAGUUUCGAGGCGGCAUUGAAGCAUACUGCGAAGCUGCGUCGAAAUUUUUGACACCCACUAAAGGGCGAUUUGUCGUAUGCGAAAACUGGCUCAACGACAAGCGGGUCGCAGAAGGUGCGAAAGCAGCGAGCUUGUCCAUCAUCAAACGUCUUGAUGUAAUUGGACGGACAGGCAAAGAUACUUUGUUCAGCGUUUACGUGAUGGCAAAGGAAGACCGCCUUGUCACCAAUUCAAUAGAGAUCGAGCGAUUGGAAGUUCGUGGGUAUGAUGGUGACUGGACUUCUACUUACAAAAGAAGAAUAUUGAAUUCGAUGAAUAUUCCGUACCUGUAA